Messenger RNA from Umbelopsis ramanniana AG, 5154 nucleotides. RefSeq lists its product as uncharacterized. NCBI's taxonomy places the organism in Eukaryota, Fungi, Mucoromycota, Umbelopsidomycetes, Umbelopsidales, Umbelopsidaceae. Gene Ontology annotation, molecular function: 1,3-beta-D-glucan synthase activity. Gene Ontology annotation, biological process: (1->3)-beta-D-glucan biosynthetic process; fungal-type cell wall polysaccharide biosynthetic process. The transcript is spliced from 7 exons. Gene Ontology annotation, cellular component: plasma membrane; 1,3-beta-D-glucan synthase complex. The record is from RefSeq and is a predicted model, not a curated record. Bases 1 to 5154 code for a protein of 1717 amino acids.
AUGUACUCUGAUGGCCAAUCUUCGAACGGAUACAGCGGUCCCACAGGUACUAGGCUGCCUCGUGUUGACAGUGAUGGAUUCCUGGGAGCACUUCAUGGCAUUGGUGACAGUCGAUAUAUGAAGUUCGCAACUUCUUCUGAUUCAUUAUUACAAGCUAUUGAAAAACUCAAGUAUGGAGAGCCUUACCCUGCUUGGACAAGAGACCAUACCAUGCCAAUCACCAACGACGAGAUAGAUGCAAUUUUUGUGGACUUGACGAACAAAUUUGGAUUCCAGCGUGAUAACAAAAACAACAUGCUUGAGCAUUUUAUGGUGAUGUUAGAAUCUCGAUCUUCUCGAAUGUCCACAGAACAAGCUUUAGUAUCAUUGCAUGCAGAUUAUAUUGGCGGAGAAAGUUCCAAUUACAAGAAGUGGUACUUUGUCACUCAAUUAGAAGUCGAUGAAGAGACUAUGCAAGGAGAAAGCAACGAUAGAACUUCCAAAGACAGCAAAGCGUCCAUAGGAAUAUCUCAUUUGGGCAACAUGGAAGACGCUUGGAAGAAAAAGAUGAACACCAUGAGCAACAGGGAAAGAGUUCGGCAAAUUGCCUUAUAUCUUCUGAUAUGGGGAGAGGCAGCUGUAGUUCGAUACACAUCUGAAGUCAUCUGCUUCGUAUUCAAGCUUGCUGACGACUACUACAAUGGUCGUGACUGUCCGGUUGUUCCUGAAGGCACCUUCCUGGACGAUAUCAUCUCACCAUUGUACUUGUUUAUCCGGGAUCAAUCCUAUGAGGUGUCCGAUGGACAAUUCGUCAAGCGGGAAAAAGAUCACGAUAAAAUCAUCGGUUAUGACGACGUCAAUCAAGCUUUUUGGUACCCAGAAUCUAUGCAGCGAAUGAAGCUUACAGAUGGAACAAAGUUGAUGGAUAAACCCCUACGCCAGCAAUACACAGAACUGAAGAACGUCGUCUGGAAAAAGGCUUUCAUAAAGACAUACAAAGAAAAGCGGUCCUGGAUGCAUUUGGUAGCCAAUUUCAGCAGAAUAUGGAUUAUUCACAUUUCCACUUUCUGGUUUUAUACCGCCGCAAACGCACAAACACUUUACCUGAAUUCCGACAAAGAAAUUGCUGCAGAAGAAGCAUCUGUUCAGUGGUCCAUUACCGCCUUGGGAGGGACCAUUGCUGUCAUUAUUUCUAUAGUAGCAUGCUGCGCAGAAUACUCUUAUUUGCCAAGAUCUUGGAGAGACACCAAAGAGCUAUGCAGACGACUAGCAAUUCUAUUUGCGUUCUUCAUCAUCACUACAGGACCCACUGUUUACUGUGCUUUCAUCAGUCGUACCGGCCUAAUCUCAAAAAUUGUUGCCAUUGUACAAUUACUCUUCAGUAUAGCAACAGUUUGUUACUUGUCAUUUGUUCCUACCGCACAACUUUUCAAGAAAAAAGCCGAGAUCAAAACUCGUCGCGAUCUAGCUGGCCACUACUUUACCGCAAACUUCCCCAAACUCAAGAAAAUGGACAGAUUCAUGUCUAUAGGAUUAUGGGCGUGUGUAUUUUCCUGCAAGCUGCUGGAAUCUUACUUCUUUUUAGCUCUUUCCUUUAAAGAUCCUCUCAAGAUCAUGGGAAUGAUGAGAAUUGAAUUUUGCACUGACGCCAUCGUCGGUAACAUGCUUUGCAGUUACAUGCCACUAAUCACUCUAUUUCUCAUGUUUGUCAUGGCACUGUGCUUGUUCUUCCUCGACACCUACCUUUGGUACAUUAUAUGGAACACCGUCUUCUCAGUCGCAAGAUCAUUUUAUCUUGGUAUUUCGAUAUGGACUCCUUGGAGAAACAUCUUCUCGAGACUUCCCAAACGCAUACACGCCAAAAUUCUCGCCACGGUUGAUAUGGAAAUUCGAUACAAGCCUAAAGUGUUGUGCUCGCAAAUCUGGAACGCAAUUGUGAUAUCAAUGUACCGCGAGCAUCUUGUGUCUGUAGAGCAUGUGCAAAGGCUCCUAUACCAACAGGUCAUUGAUACCGAUGGCAAAAAAACCCUUAAACCACCAACGUUUUUCGUCUCUCAAGAAGACACUGCAUUCAAAACUGAAUAUUUCCCACAACAAAGUGAAGCAGAGCGCCGUAUUCAUUUCUUUGCGCAAAGUUUGACUACACCAAUGCCAGAACCACAGUCGAUUGACAGAAUGCCUGCAUUCACUGUUCUUGUGCCACAUUACGCAGAAAAAAUGAUAUUGUCAUUGCGCGAAAUUAUUCGCAGAGAAGACCAAAAUACAAGAGUCACACUUUUGGAGUAUUUGAAGCAACUGCACGCCGUUGAAUGGGACAACUUUGUCAAGGAUACCAAGAUUAUGGCAGACGAAAAGGUCCUACCAAGUAGCAAUAGUAACAUGUCCUUCAUGUCUAUCAACUCUGAAAAAGAAAACAGCAAGCACAAGAUUGAUGAUCUUCCCUUCUACUGCAUCGGUUUCAAGUCUUCAGCCCCAGAAUACACAUUGCGUACUCGAAUUUGGGCUUCUUUACGCUCUCAAACCUUGUAUCGUACAAUCUCUGGCUUCAUGAACUAUACAAAAGCCAUCAAACUACUUUACAGAGUUGAAAACCCAGAUGUUGUACAAAGCUAUGGAGGUGACAACGCCGCUCUAGAAAGAGACUUAGAUUAUAUGUCGUCUCGCAAGUUCAAAAUGUUGGUUGCUAUGCAGCGCUACACUAAGUUCAACAGCGAAGAAAUGGAAAGUGCAGAGUUAUUACUUAAUGCCUAUCCGGAUUUACAAAUUGCCUAUCUGGAUGAAGAGCCAUCGAAGUCAGAAGGUGAAGCUUCUACCAUGUUUUCAUGUCUCAUUGACGGUUCUUGUGAGAAAAUGGAAGAUGGCAAGCGGAAACCAAAAUUCAGAAUUCGUCUCCCUGGAAACCCAAUUUUAGGAGACGGAAAAUCCGACAAUCAAAACCACGCCUUGAUAUUCUACCGUGGAGAGUACUUGCAACUUAUUGAUGCCAAUCAGGACAACUAUCUGGAGGAGUGUCUCAAAAUCCGCAAUGUACUGGGAGAGUUCGAGCAGAUGAAUCCAGCAGAAACCAACCCAUACGACGCUCCGGAAGAGAACGCAAACUCUUCACCAGUUGCUAUCGUUGGAGCAAGAGAGUAUAUUUUCUCUGAGAACAUCGGUGUACUCGGUGACGUUGCCGCUGGUAAGGAACAAACGUUCGGUACUUUGACACAACGCAUCAUGGCCAAAAUUGGCGGCAAGCUCCAUUAUGGCCAUCCGGAUUUCUUAAACGCAGUCUUCAUGACAACUAGAGGAGGUGUCAGUAAAGCUCAAAAGGGAUUGCACUUGAACGAAGAUAUCUAUGCCGGCGGACGUAUCAAGCACACUGAAUACUACCAAUGCGGUAAAGGUCGUGAUCUUGGUUUUGGUUCUAUUCUCAAUUUCACAACCAAGAUUGGUACUGGUAUGGGUGAACAAAUGCUGUCAAGAGAAUACUAUUACAUCGGAACACAACUGCCUCUGGACCGUUUCUUGACGUUCUACUAUGCCCAUCCUGGGUUUCACAUCAACAACAUCUUUAUCAUUUUGUCAGUUCAGAUGUUCAUGUUGGUUUUCUUGUUUGUGGGAGCUAUGGGAAGUGCUCUCACUGUAUGCGAGUACAAUCCAGAUGCACCGGAAGACGCCGUUCUCAGCCCGGCUGGCUGCUACAACCUUGCCCCUGUUUUAGAUUGGAUCAAGCGUUGUAUUCUCUCCAUCUUUCUGGUCUUCUUCAUGGCUUUUAUGCCACUGUUCCUGCAAGAAUUGACUGAACGCGGAUUCUUCCGCAGUAUAUCUCGUCUUGGAAAGCACUUUAUAUCCCUAUCGCCUCUCUUUGAAAUUUUCGUGACUCAGAUAUACACCAACUCCAUCCUCACCAAUUUGAACUAUGGUGGUGCUCGAUACAUUGCAACCGGUCGUGGCUUUGCUACCACUCGAUUGCCGUUCAGCAUCUUGUAUUCAAGAUUUGCUGUACCAAGUAUAUACUUUGGAGCACGCAUAUUCAUUAUGUUGCUAUUUGCCUCAGUCACGAUAUGGAUGCCACAUCUACUCUACUUCUGGCUAACGGUUAUAGCUUUGAUAUUCUCACCCUUUGUUUUCAAUCCGAACCAAUUCGCUUUCACAGACUUCAUGGUUGACUAUAGAGAAUAUCUCAGAUGGCUGUCCAGAGGAAACUCAAAAACUCAUGCAAACUCAUGGAUUGCUUACUGCCGUUUAUCGAGAACUCGAAUCACCGGUUAUAAGCGAACAAAGCUAGGCGAACCAAGAGACAAAUUGUCGAGCGACGUUCCUAGAGCAAAAUUCUCAACCAUCGUAUUUUCUGAAAUUAUUGGUCCUUUCAUAUACACUCUGAUCUGCAUGGUGGCGUAUUUAUUUGUGCGUAGCGUCAAUACUGAGGAUCCUACCACUCCAGUCAAUGGCCCAUCUGGAUUGAUCAGACUUGGUGUGAUUGCCUUUGGACCGAUUCUACUCAACGCUGGUGCUCUGGCUGCAUUCUUUGGUGUCUCCAUAACGCUGGGCUCUGUACUUAGCUUGUGUUGUCACAAGUUUGGAUCUGUUAUUGCGGCUAUGGCUCAUGGUUGGGCAGUUAUAAAUGCUAUCAUAUUCUUUGAAGCCUUCCUAGUACUUGAACAUUUCAAGUUGUCUAAUGUCCUCCUUGGCUUAGUCUCCGUCAUUUCAUUACAAAGGCUGGUUUUCAAAACCAUGACUAUUCUCUUCUUGACAAGAGAAUUCACUCAUGAUCAAACUAAUCGUGGUUGGUGGACUGGAAAGUGGUACGGACGCGGUAACUGGAAACUGAACCUGAUUAUUAUCAUAGCCAUUUCGCAACCAGCUCGCGAGUAUGUAUGCAAGAUCAUAGAGAUGAGCAACUUUGCGACAGAUUUUAUUUUGGGGCACUUUAUCUUAUUUCCCCUCUCGUUGAUUUGCUUGAUACCGUAUGUAAACCGAUGGCAUGGACUCAUGUUGUUUUGGUUACGGCCAAGUCAACAGAUUCGAUAUCCUACGUGGACUGUCCGUCAAAAGAAGGAGAGACGACGAGUGGCCAUUAUAUAUGGUCUGUUCUUCUUAACAAUGUUUAUAAUGUUUGCAGCUCUUAUAGCUGGACCAAUUGUAGUGGGUGGUAGUAUCGAAGCUUUAUCUAAACUCCACUUACCUGUGUAA